Molecule: messenger RNA, 1074 nt
Organism: Thlaspi arvense
Lineage: Eukaryota; Viridiplantae; Streptophyta; Magnoliopsida; Brassicales; Brassicaceae
Source: the annotation of a GenBank genome assembly
GCUACAAAGAAACGAAAGUGUUCUUGGUUCUUCUAUAUCGAGAUGGGCGGAGCAACGAGAUGGUUUAACCGAUUGUUUGGCACGAAGAAAAACAGUGAAAGAAAGAGCCGCGUUUCCGGCGAUAAUUCUCGGAGAGGCGGUGAAGAUUUCGGCUACAACAGUAUCCCGACGGAUACUGUUUGGUGGAGAACAUUUCUGACGGAUACAGAGAAGGAACAGAACAAGCACGCAAUUGCAGUUGCAACAGCUACGGCCACAGCCGCAGAAGCAGCGGUUUCGGCGGCUAAAGCGGCUGCGGCAGUGGUUAGACUGACCGGUGAAGCAAGAGCGGGAGAUAUCAUCACGAGGGAAGAGCGGUGGGCGGCGGUGACAAUUCAAAAGGUCUUCAGGGGCUCUUUGGCAAGGAAAGCAUUAAGAGCUUUGAGAAGUAUAGUGAAGCUGCAAGCUCUAGUGAGAGGAUACUUGGUAAGGAAACGCGCGGCUGCGAUGCUGCAAAGCAUACAAACUUUGAUCAGAGUCCAAACCGCUAUGCGAUCUAAACGCACCAAACGCUCCCUCAACAAAUACUACAACGUGGUUCAACCACAAGAGUCCCUUGAUAAGUUCCAAGAAGCGGCGUACACUGAGAGAAGUCCAAAGACCGUAGAGAUCGACGACAGAUACAAAAGGAGAUCGAAAUCUAAGGAAGUGCACAAUGUUGUUGCAAUGUCUCAAUAUGGUAACGAUUUUCAUUACAGAGGGAAUGAUUUGGAGUUGAGUUUGUCGGAGGAGAAGUGGAAGUCUGCGACGGCGCAUAAUACACCGAGAUUCUCGUCUUCUUCGUCGUACCAUGACGCAGCUAAUAGUCGCUACUAUGUAACCAAGAGCCAGGACAAUGGAAUGAGUACUCCUGGCUACAUGGAGGAAACGCAGUCGUUUAAGGCUAAGCUGCGUUCGCAUAGCGCACCGCGUCAGCGAUCUGAGAGGAAGCGGUUGUCGCUAGAUGAGGUUAUUGCGUUUAGGAGUAGCGUUAACGACGAGAGAUUGCUCCAACAGCAACUGCAGCGCUAUUCUUGUUCCUAUGAUCCGUCCUGA